Messenger RNA from Suillus discolor, 569 nucleotides. RefSeq lists its product as uncharacterized. The annotation marks the transcript as partial. NCBI's taxonomy places the organism in Eukaryota, Fungi, Basidiomycota, Agaricomycetes, Boletales, Suillaceae. The record is from RefSeq and is a predicted model, not a curated record. The transcript is spliced from 6 exons.
AUAUGGUCAUAACCGCCAUGUUGGGCGUCAUCAUGAUUGCUCGGUUGCAUGCCAUGUACCAGAGAUCUAGGAAGAUGCUUAUCUUCCUUGUCAUUGUCUUCCUAGCUGUAAACAUCGCCUGCGGAGUAAUCGCGAUAAUAGGACUCAAGUAUAGUUUAGCAGAGGAGCUAAUACUCUCUGGUAUUCAUACUUGCAAUGAUGUACUUGAAGGGGAUGUUCAGCUUCUGAUGACAAUGGUUUGGAUGCUCAACACUGUUUGGGAGAUCCUUGCACUGUGUCUUUCAGUCUGGAUCGCCGUAAAACACUUUUGUGAACUGCAACGACUUGGCCCAUUCACGAGAUCGACCAUCAGGGACUGUUUCAGAGUGCUCAUGGAAUCUCACGUGCUUUAUUUUGCAAGCUUUGCUGGUGUCUCUUGCUUCCAGGCAGAGACUAGGACUCAAACACAGAAAGAUCACAACAAGGAUGAGGCAGCAGGCAUCUGUAACACCUACUGGAGCCCCAGCUCUGCCUACGCCUGCCCCCGCUCUGCUAGACUCCCCGCGCGGCGGUGUGCCGUCCGCACCUAG